This is a messenger RNA of Nicotiana tabacum (common tobacco), 1029 nucleotides long. RefSeq names its product protein S40-1-like. Lineage: Eukaryota; Viridiplantae; Streptophyta; Magnoliopsida; Solanales; Solanaceae. The record is from RefSeq and is a predicted model, not a curated record.
AGAGAGAGAAAGAAAGCGCUGCCAUUGUUUCAGCUUUUAGAGAGAGAAAGCUGGGACCACACUCAAUGACGCCAUAUGACGAAAACCCAAUCAAAAGUGUACUCACUACGUUUCAGAUCAAUCAUUCAAUCACUUCUCCCCAAUUCCCUAUAAAUUCCUCUUCUUCUCCUUCCAUUUUUCCUAAUUCCUUUUCCCCCAAAAUACAAAUCCAUUUCCAUUUCCAUUUAUCUCAAUGGCUGAAGAAUUUCAAGAAUAUGAAGUGAUUUUUCAGGAAAAUGCAGGACGUGAAGAGGUUCGAGAAUUAGCUGAUGAUGAAGAAGAGUAUGACUUCCAAGUUCGUCGUAAUAAUAAGGUAUCUAGAAUAAAGAAACUGAAGCGGAAUUCCAAUUCCGUCCCUGUUAACAUUCCCGACGGAAAAUCAUGGUUCAAGUAUUUGGAGAAAAAGUCGGAUUUUUUUGAAGAUGAGUACAGAGAUGACGAAGAAAUGGUGCCGCCUCACGUGAUAACUGGUCGGAGAAUAGCCGGAAAAAUGACGUCAUUUUCCGUUUGUACUGGAUAUGGAAGGACUCUUAAGGGAAGAGAUUUGAGUCAAGUAAGGAAUUCAAUUCUUAGGAUGACUGGUUUUCUGGAAACGUAACUUUAGAGUUGAGUCUUUUCACAUUAGAAGCACAGGAAAUUAAAAGUCAACAAAAAAAAUAAAAAGAGAAAAAAGAUAUUUUUCCUUCUUUUUUUUCUUUUGUACUUCCCAUUUGUGGAAUUCCAAUUCCAUUUCUCAUCAUUGUAAUAUUAGACAAACAAAUAUUGUAUGAAAUUCGAAAAGAAUUCAUCAUUUCCUCAAAGAAAGAAAGGAAAUGAAAGUUCAAAUUUUGAUUAAUUCAAUUUACUUCGAACGGAAUUGUGUUUGGUGUGGAAAAUAAUUGAUGUAUGAUGAAUUGUGUAAAUCCAGGUUGUUAGUUGUGAGUAGGUUUCUGUUAAGAUACUGUUGUUGGAAAUUAUGUUAUGCCAGUGAUUGCACACUGUUUAUGUUUC